AUGACAAAAAAAGCUACAUGGAAUGGACAAGUUCUUGCUGAAAGUGACAAAACAAUUGUUGUAGAAGAUAAUCAUUAUUUUCCACCUGAUUCAAUCAAAAAAGAGUUUUUUACUGAAACUAAAACUCAUACAACAUGUGGUUGGAAAGGUGUAGCAUCCUAUUAUACAAUAACUGUCGAUGGUAAAGAAAAUAAAGAUGCAGCUUGGUAUUAUCCAGAUACAAAGGAAAAAGCCAAUAAUAUCAAAGGUUAUAUUGCAUUUUGGAAAGGUGUUAAAGUCGAAUAA
Adineta steineri is the source of this 285-nucleotide messenger RNA. The record is from the annotation of a GenBank genome assembly. NCBI's taxonomy places the organism in Eukaryota, Metazoa, Rotifera, Eurotatoria, Adinetida, Adinetidae.